Jaminaea rosea is the source of this 1410-nucleotide messenger RNA. RefSeq lists its product as hypothetical. The transcript has 2 exons. NCBI's taxonomy places the organism in Eukaryota, Fungi, Basidiomycota, Exobasidiomycetes, Microstromatales. Bases 44 to 952 code for a protein of 302 amino acids. The record is from RefSeq and is a predicted model, not a curated record.
CAACCACCACCUUGACGGCCGCCCUCUCACGCCCGUUCCUACCAUGACUUCAUCCAACCCUUCGAGACGGUCCAAAAUCACUCAAGCAUCAAUCCUGCUCCUCGCGUCAAUGGCCGGUGCAGAUCCACUCACACGUCGCGCCCCAACAGCGAGCGCAGCAGCGUUGGACUGCGCACAACCCCUCACCUUCGGAUCCAAUCAAUACGACCUUUCCUCUCUCUCUUCUCUCGACCCUGUCAUCAUAUCAGCCAAGUACGAUACCCCGCCGAGCAUCACAACCUAUUCCCUCGCUCUCUCCCUGUGCAAACCGCUCCCCUCCGACCAAUCCUGUGGCUCAGGCACGCGUGUAUGCCAAAGAGUCUCUUCCAAACUCUCAGCAGGCGGUGACGACGUAGUCAACCAGAUCAUCCCUUUCUACGGCGACGGGGCAGCAUAUCGCUAUGAGCUGGAAGACGUAUCGACCGACGGCAAAGAAUGGACACUAGAGCUCAAAGGCCCGGAGUACGCGGGAAGACGGCAGAAAUUGGAGAUACAGAUGUCAUGUGACCCCUCGGCGUCAGUGGAAAGCAAACCGACAUUCAAGGGGUACGAUCUAAUGGAAGGCGAGGGGAAGGUGAGCUGGAGGACGAAGAUCGCUUGCCCCAUGAGCACGAAGGAUAAGGAUGGGGACCCGGCUGGGGAUGGGACGAACCCGCUGCAGCCAGCACAAGGGGGAUGGGGGUUCUUUAGCUGGUUCUUUUUCCUCAUUAUCAUGGGUCUCAUCAUCUACUUCGUACUCGGUACCUACCAGAAUCACCAGAAGUACGGCGUCUACGAGAUCCCGCAUCGCGACUUCUGGAGGGAGGCGCCUUACCUUGUUCAGGACGCUGGAAGACAUGCGUGGAAGUCUAUCGCUGGUGGGUCGGGUGGAGGAAGCAGUGGCAGGGGAAGCGGAGGAUAUGAGCCCCUCUGAGCCCUGAGGUAGCCUGGUGACGCCGGCAGCGCCUCAAGAUGCUUCCUCGGAGCAUGGCCUGGCCAGAAGUCGCUGUGCCGGGCCCUUAGCUUCAUCGCCAGCACACGACAAGGUAGCGCUGCUGCUCCAGGCGCGGAGGACCCUUCGCAGCCUUCGGCGACUAUCAGCACCUCGAGCGGUACUACUGCACGGAGCCAUGGUCAGCGGCUUCGGCACGCGUUGACAGCGUAUGUCUACCUGCGCAUUUUGUUGAGGCGGCAUCACGCCUCACUGCUUACUGUACAGACUAUCAGCGCAUGUCGACUUUCUGGAAAAGCUAUUUGGCAUUGCUACGGAGCACGUAGAGGUAGCGCGAGAGAGAACGACAGGAUACAGCGUAGUUGCAGGCCGAAGGAGAGAGGGAUAAUGUUAUCGUUGCAAAUCCACAGAAACGUAAUCCUAGACAUAAUUAUGUGCAA